GUUUUUUGUAUUGGAUUAACAGUUAAUUAAAUAAAUUGAUUAACAAAUGCCCGGAUAUAGUGUCGAUCGGUUCCCGGAGCUGUCGGCCGAAGACAGGGAGGACUACAGCUGUAGUAUAUGUCAGCAUAUAUUUGACACUCCGGUCACCACAACCUGUUGUCUGCAGGCUUUCUGUGAAGACUGUAUUAAUGAAUGGCUUAAUAACAACACUACCUGUCCUUACGAUCGCAAACCAUUAACACAAAGCCAAUUGUCUCAACCACCAAGAGCGAUGAGGAACACGUUGGGUCGUUUCAAAAUACGGUGCGACUACUGGGCCUACGGGUGCCGUGAAGUGGUCAAACUGGACGACUUGCCCAAACACACCGCCAACUGUCGGCAUAUGUGCGAUGUGUGUCCAAAGUGUCGCUGCGAGCGCACACCGGGACACGACUGUGUCGACGCCCUAUUGGCCCAAAACAACGAGUUGAAAAAACAGUUAGACAACGAACUCGUGAUUAACCGGGCGGCGCAAUACAUGGACAAUUGCACCCUGGGCGAUUCGUGCGGUGGCAGUUCGCAGCAAGUAGUGUGCGCGGAUGGCCACGUAGAGUUGACACCGGGCCACGAGUGUUUGACCGCGUUGCGAGCCAAAUGGCGCGAUGCCCAGGUAGAGAUCGACGCGCUAAAACACGAGUUACAAACGUCACGCAAAAGUGACCUGGUCAUUCCCAGCGAUAGUCAAUUACUGGCCGCGUGUAAACAACACCUGUUUACGGCCGCGCACGAGGUGACAUAUAACAAUAUGGACGCCGAUAUGACUGAUAAAACGUUGGCCAUAAUUCGGUCCGCUUUGACUAUACAACAUAAUUUUUACAGUGUGUGUAGUCAUGUGUGCACUCAGUUGGACCUGGAGUACGGCACCUAUUGGUACUGUGUACCAUAUUCGAUGAAUGAGACCAUUAUAUACACUACAGCCAAUAAAACUAGUAAUUUGAUUAUAGUUAAAUAUACACCAAUCACAUUUAUAGUAUAUCGCGUGGACACUUUAGAUGUGCCGAACCUGAGGGCCCGUAUCAAGCGCAACAAAAUUGCCCGCAACAUAGAUGUAAUAAACUCGGUUAAAAUGACCGAAAACAUGAUCGCAGCGGUCAAAAAGAUUACGUUCGCCGCCAUCGACCGGUUCGACACCAUUAAAGACAUCGCUAUAGACAUUACCGACAAAAUGAAGGCCAAAUAUCGCCAAAAUGUGUGGCAGUGUGUGGUUAGCGCGCGAGAUUGCGAAGAUGAUACUGCCAACUAUACGACAAAAUAUAUUGUUUACCUGGUGGAUCAACUUCACAUAUGCGACUAG
This is a messenger RNA of Medioppia subpectinata, 1333 nucleotides long. NCBI's taxonomy places the organism in Eukaryota, Metazoa, Arthropoda, Arachnida, Sarcoptiformes, Oppiidae. The record is from the annotation of a GenBank genome assembly.